Messenger RNA from Mycena citricolor, 624 nucleotides. NCBI's taxonomy places the organism in Eukaryota, Fungi, Basidiomycota, Agaricomycetes, Agaricales, Mycenaceae. The record is from the annotation of a GenBank genome assembly.
AUGGACGCGGAGAAGGCACCAGCAAUGGACAUCCCUUCGGCUUCCCCAACAGUAUCAGAAGGGACGACUGCACCACCUGCCCCUGCUCCUUCCAUCCCGCCCUUCUCUACUGGCAUCUUCGAUAAGACUCCAGCUGCCUCCGCAGCGUUCAAGAUAUAUCUGAAAGUCAUGGUUGGAGGUAUCUUCGCAUUAUCCUUGGUCAUAUUCGGAGCUUUCUUGAUCUACUGGGGCAGCUUGUGGACAACACCCAAGUAUCCUGUGAAAGGCUGGAUUGUGGACUUUGACAGCGGUUUCGUUGGGCAGAGUGUUCUGUCAGCGAUCAAUGCCAUCCCAUCUGGGCGGGGUAUUGCCUGGGAGCCUAUGCCUCCGUCGCAAUUUCCGGGAGGGGUCGCUGAUCUCGAGGAAGCUGUGAGGAAAGAAAAGAUGUUCUACGGGCUUGCCAUCAACGUUGGCGCAAUGGCUAACUACACAGCGGCUCUCUCAAACCCUACACCAACUUACGAUGGAUCCAACGCCCUCUGGUUCAUCGGCGCAGAGGCAAGGAACGAAAACCUGUAUCCUAUCCAUAUACAGAUCAUACUUCCUGAAUUGAAACCCCGCGGGGGACCUCCUGGGUACCCUUAG